AUCAAGGGAAGCGACGAAAUGCGUUGAAAACACAAUUCUUUUCGUCCUCAAACCAUUUUAUCGAUGGCGGAAAAGCAGCAAGAGAGCCUAAUUCGCCAUGAAAUCGUUUUAAUAAACGGUGUUCAUACAAAAAUCUCUUGUGCAAUUCCAGAAGUUGAUAACGACCGAUUCUGUGUUGUAGUAAUCCCGGGUAAUCCCGGCAGCAUUGAAUUUUAUGACAUUUUCAUCGAUACUCUCUUUAAAGAAUGUGGAAAGAAGAUUCCUAUAUACGGCGUUGGACAUGCAGGUCAUUGUCAAUUAGAUGAGUCUGGAAUGUUCAGUUGUGGUCGACCAAGAACUGUCGAACACGAGCAACAUCACGCAGUAAUGCACUUAGAGGACCAAAUCUCUCACAAACUCUCAUUUAUUGCCUAUCAUUUACCACAAGACUGCAAAGUAAUCCUCGUUGGRCACUCAGCUGGCGCAUACAUAGCCCUGCAGAUGAUGAARCGYUAUCACRAUAAGGAYAAAUUCAUUAAAGGAGUUCUACUUUUUCCCGCCAUUGAGCACGUKAUGGAGUCGCCCAGYGGUCGACUUUGGUGGGUCGCGUGUUUUUACUUYCAAUGGCCRUUCUUGCUYAUGACUUUCUUUUUUUCCUUGAUGCCGUCUUUCUUUAAGAAGUGGUCCAUUGGAUGGUGGAUGCACUUAAACAAACACAGCUCAAAGGAUAGUAUUGUCAAUGCAACCCAUGCUUUYUUGAAUUAUCGCUCAAUGGAAAACAUGUUAAAAAUUGGACGGGACCUGGGCACGAUUAAAGACAUUGACGUCGAAAGCGUCUCGCAAAAUAUCGAGAAACUUACUUUUUAUUACGGCGCACGUGACCCUUGGGUUCCUCGGUCGUGUUACGAACAGAUGACGAAGCGAUUUCCCGAAGCAGACGUCAUGAUCUGUGACGACGACAUUCAGCACGCGUUUGUAUUAGAUGCAUCAGAGACAGAAAAACUGGCGCGAAAAGUUUGGGGAUGGCUUGAGAAAGAAUUCACAAUGGUGUAAUAAUUCAGUCUGAAAUUUUGUUCCAGGAACUCACUUCUUCACUUAUACGCCGGCGGUCGAUAUUGAAUGCCAAAUAUUGAACGAGAUAUUUGCAAAAUAAGGUGGCUGUAAAUAUAUUUUGUGAAUUGAUUGGUAAAUUGAUUGAUUGAUUGGUUGUUGUUUGGUUGGUUGAUUAAACCGCGCUACUAGUAAUUAUUUAAAAGUAUUUAAAACUUUGAUAUAUGCGGGCAUUUCAAACCCUAUCCGCAAAAUAUAUAUUUGUAUUGAAUCAAUGAAUAACAACUGAUAUUGCAUGAUGAAGUAUAUCUAUUUUGGUCCGUACUCAACAAUGAGUUUUUGGAUUCAGUUUAAUUUUGUAUAUUAAUAAAAGUAAACUGUUUUACUCGGGA
Messenger RNA from Exaiptasia diaphana, 1421 nucleotides. RefSeq names its product lipid droplet-associated hydrolase. Gene Ontology annotation, biological process: lipid storage. Bases 64 to 1032 code for a protein of 322 amino acids. Lineage: Eukaryota; Metazoa; Cnidaria; Anthozoa; Actiniaria; Aiptasiidae. The transcript has 2 exons. Gene Ontology annotation, cellular component: lipid droplet. Gene Ontology annotation, molecular function: lipase activity. The record is from RefSeq and is a predicted model, not a curated record.